UUUUGCACAACCGAUACAACAUUACCUAAAAAUACUUUCCUAAAGUGCGUUUGAUCGAGUUAUGCGCUAGAUUUAGCUUGACUAGCUUACGUGACGUCAGGAUAAAGUCUCGCGAGAGCAGUAACGUGAAGUCGUGCUAGCAGCUCUUUUUUAGCCUGCUUCAAACCCUAUAAACACACUGGACAAUACUCGCUGGAGUUUUGUUGAUUGUUUUGUUUUAUUGAUGGUUAAAAAAAUAAAGAGAAGAAUUGGAGCUAUGGUGGUGAAUGUAUGACAACAUAUCGUGGAAAACCUGAUAGCUCUAAUACAGAGAGAAAAUAAGGCUGGUUAUUGUUAUUGUCCAGUAUUUUUUUUGGAUAGCUAACGUUAAUGUUUUUCUAUCGCAAGGAGAGGCGGGGAACGUAACACACACACACACACACACACACACACACACACACACAGCAUUAGUUUUUGGAUGCAGUCGCUUUACACGGGAAAUUCUUUGGGAAGUCUGAUUCUUCAGCCUGGAUUUCACUUUCCUGAGGACGACAGCGAGGUUUCGAGGCAUUACAUGGAUUAUCUGUGUUUCAGAACUCUGUGCUGUAAAGGUCCGCCUCCCCCCAGACCGGAGUAUGAUGUAGUGUGUAUUGGAUUGACAGGCUCCGGAAAGACCAGCCUGCUGUCCAGACUCUGCAAUGAAGCUGCAGACACCAUUGUACCUACCACAGGUUUUAGCAUUAAAGCAGUGCCCUUCCAGAACGCCAUCCUAAACGUCAAAGAGCUGGGAGGAGCUGACUCCAUUAAGAAGUACUGGAGCCGUUACUAUCAGGGUUCUCAGGGUGUGGUGUUUGUGUUAGACAGUGCCUCAUCUGACGAGGAUCUGGAGACGGCGCGCACAGAGCUGCACUCGGCCCUGCAGCACCCGCAGCUCUGCACCCUGCCCUUCCUCAUCCUCGCCAACCAACAGGACAAACCGGCCGCACGCUCCGUCCAUGAGAUAAAGAAAUAUUUUGAGCUGGAACCUUUGGCUCGGGGGAAGAGCUGGUUGCUCGAGGGAAGCACAGUAGAGAACAUGGAUGCAGUGAAGGAGAGCUUCAGCCAACUCAUCCACCUGCUGGAGGAAAAGGACCAGGAGACAGGCAGGAUAUGAUCUGGGAAUGUUCCCUAAUUCCAGCAUCCUUCACUCUGGACAGUACAGAUCUCCACCUCACCACAGGCGAGAGUGUGUGUGUGUGUGUGUGUGUGACUACAGCAAGCUGAAACUCUUCACACAGAUUCACACAAGCGGGGUUUAUAUCGUGUAUCAUAUCGGAUUUUAAGGUAUGAUAUGUAAUUAGGUUCUUUUUAGUAGUACCACAAGUUCCUGUCGCUCCGUGUCGUCAGUAAACACGGUUCCAUGUUCCCCGUCCCGUGUCAUACACACCUAGUUGCACAUUGCUACAUGACUGAUAAAGUUAAACACUUUUCUUGGUAUGUAGAGAAACUGGAUAGUUUUUCUUAAUAUGUAGAUUGUUCUAUUUCAUGCGUGUAUACGAAUGUAUACGUGUGUGUGUGUGUGUGUGUGUGUGUGUGUGUGUAAGAUCUGACUGGUUUGUACUUUAAAAGCCUUAAAGUAUGUGAUGUGUUUUUUUGAACCAAACUACAGUGACUUAUACAACUAUAAAAUAGUCUUAAAAUAAUCACGGCUGUGAAAUUCCCUCUUUAUGCCCAAAAAUUCCAAAAUUCCAGAAUAUGGGAAUUCCUCUGCAUGUCUCUCUGGUGUAAUUGUAGAAAUCAUGCAUCGUACAGGAGGAUUGUUUGAGGUUCAGUGAUACGUUUCAGUGCUGUUAUUCUGUCGGUGUAGUUUUUUUAUAACCACAGCAUAUCAAAAUGAAGUGUUCCGUCUUUCCGGAGAUCCGUCGUCUGUGAUUGUAGUAUUAUAAGGUUCUAUUUGGGUUUUGAGGAUCCAAGAUUUCACAUUCCAGUUUCCGGAAAUCUGAUGUCUACUGACCUUUUGAGUAUUCCGAGGAAUUUGUGCAAUGUUUUUUUUUUUUUUUUUUUUUUUUUUUUUUUUCUUCUUCUUCAUCCAGAAUCGAUUUCAGGUUUAAGGAGAGUUAGAGAAGAAGUUAUAAUGUUAUAUACACAUAACAGUACACUUACAUCAUCUAUUAAAGAGUAAGGUUAAUUUUUUUAGUUGUUUAAUAUUUCUCCGUCAAACUUUUCAUUCAUUUUUACCCUCUCUUGGAAAAAAAAUUGCCGCCCAUUUUCACCAUUUUUAGUCUCUGUAUAACUAAAUCUAGCUCGAUUUAGCUACCUGAUGUUAAGUAUAUGCUUUUUAAAUGCUAGUGAAGUCUUAUAUACGUAGAUAGAUUUUAUUUCACGUUAAUUGACCUGUGAGCAUAUGAGAGAGGGAGACUGGGGUGUGGCUUCUAUUUAGUGUAAGAUGAUAGAGCAUGAGAGAGAGGGAGAUGGGGCGUGGCUUCCAUGUAGCAUCGGUUAAUACCGGAGCCUAACAUUUGAACCCGUCAAUCAUUCUAGUUUUAUAUGAUUGACUUCUGUUGUACUGGAAAAGCUUAAUGCUGUGAUGAAACCUUUACAAAUUAUCAUCGAAUACAGUAUUGUCCAGUAACUUUUUUUUUAUUUUUAUAGUAUCUACAGAUAAGUUGCUUUCUCCUCUGUGAGGCUUCAAGUCGACUGAAUGUAGAUUCAUGUUGUUCACGCUCGUCCCGAGGCUGUGUUCAUGAGGCUGUUAUGGAACACCACAAGACAUAAAGUGAUGAAAAAUUUCCACCAAGCUUCCCGAUAGAACCUUAAUAAUGCUACCGAGGUCACGAUAAAUGUCCGCCUUCACUUUUCUACAUCUCCUUAAAAAACGAUUUCAGUAAAUUUUCUUACUGUUGAAUGUAAAAGCGCUCCAAUCCUGUUCUCAGAACCGUCAGUAGUGCCUCUUCUAUAGAUGGAGUAUCCUUCAUCUAAUCCUUUUUUUUUCCCCUCUCCUCCGUCUCCCUUCCCAACACCAGUGCCAAUCUGAUCGCUUCCCCACACCAACCUUUUCCCGUGCCAUUAAUUAACGUGUCUUCAAAACCAAAUGAACUCCCGCUUUUAGUCCUUACCGAACGCGGGAAACAAAUCUCGUCUUUGUAGCGUACCUGUACCUUUUUAUAAUUCACAAAUUCAAUUUGUACAUUUGUUACAGAUUAUUCUGUUGUUCAUUUUAGUUUCUUUGUUUUAUUUUUUUUUCUUUGUACUGGAACAAAUCUAAAUACAUCUAGAAAGUUCAGAUUGUGAUGAUGGCCGUGAUGUUCGGUCGCAAAACUGUUAAUUGUGUAUAUAUGUGUAAUUUAUGCAUAAUUUCCACUGAGCAACAUGAACAAUAAAAAGGCUUAAGUAGGAGAAUCUGUGAUGAUUGAUGUUUCAGCAUGAAGUGAUGUUCAAGCAAUACAGCCCAGUUAAUUAUUUAGAUCCCUAAUGAGAAGCUUGAGGUGAUGGCGGUGAGGAAAAACUCCCUGCGAUGAUCUGAGGAGGAAACCCUGAGAGGAACCUCAACCUCGUUUGGGUGACACUGGACAGUUGAUAAUGUCCUUUCUGCAACAGCAACCAAGAGCUCCUGAGGAACUAACAGGUCAGUGUAGCUUCUGAGGUCAUUAUAGCACUAAUUCCAUCCUGCUGAAAGCUUAUUGAUGCAACAGCAGUUCAGAGACGGCGUGAUUGUCUCCCAGAGGUUUUAUCCACAGCAGUCCCCUGGAUCACGGGCUGUCCAUGCAGAUCUGUCCCCAGCAGCAGUGACCACCACCAAGCCACAAGACUCCAACCAGGGGUCUGGAUGGAUCAGGCACUUCUUGCUGAUGCUUUAUACCGACUCGUACAGUUUUUUUUGUUUUG
Molecule: messenger RNA, 3843 nt
Organism: Hemibagrus wyckioides
Lineage: Eukaryota; Metazoa; Chordata; Actinopteri; Siluriformes; Bagridae
Gene: arl15b
Product: ADP-ribosylation factor-like 15b
Exons: 5
Coding region: 458-1132 (224 amino acids)
Molecular function (GO): GTP binding; GTPase activity; nucleic acid binding
Source: RefSeq, a predicted model, not a curated record